AUGAUUGCACUAAUUAUCCUUGUCUGCUUCGCAGCGCCCUCAUUCGCCGAGUCUAACUCGACAGCCCUAGAGGGAUGGCAAGUUGACGGUGAUUCGCGCUCCAGUUGGGAUAUUCUCUGGACCUGUCUGUCCACAAUCCUUGCUUGUACUUGGACCGCGCUACACCCGUCUGUCCCAAAACGAGACGAAUCCGAAAGCAAUCUGAUACUUUGGAAAAUAAUGGGAUUUAUCGGCGCCGUCCUUGCCCCGGAGCUGAUGGCUGGGAUGGCGGCUGAGGAGUUUUGUCAUGCGAGGGCUAUAGUGGCGCGCUGCAAUGCUGCCUUUUGCAAGCUAUCCAUUGAGUCGAUGAAGUCUAAACCUUCCUCUAUAAAGACUCGCGAGGGAGAGGGAGAGGAUCCUAGUGCAGAAGAAGCUUCACCGGAUAAAGAUACUACAAUCCAAGAAAAUGAUGCUUCAACAGGAGAAGAGGAAGCCUCGGCCCCAAAAGAAAGACCUUCGACACAUGACGACGAUGUUUCAACUGAAGAUAAAGUCGUUUCAACAACACCGCGCUGGUCUGUUGCCCACGGCUAUUGUUUAGCCAUGAAUGGAGUUCUAUUGCAGACGAAGGAUCGUUGGACGUAUCCAGUUCAAACGAACAAUGUUGUUCCACUCAUUGAAGCCGGCAUAUUGCAGCCGGGGCACGUGAGAUCUCGCGACAUCAAAGACCGAGCAAAGGCCGAUUCCUUUGGAAAGGCAUUCACCUUGCUGCAAAGUCUUUGGGUAACGACCAACAUAGUGGCAAGACGAGCUUAUGACCUACCAAUAUCCCCACUGGAAUACUCGACCGUGGCCUACGUUGCCUGUGCUGCCGUAACAUAUUGCACAUGGUGGCACAAGCCGAGAGACAUGACGACACCUAUCAUUGUGUUCCUGCCAUAUGAUAAGGAUGGCACAGACAUGCCACCACUUAUAAGAAAGACAUUGGAGGAGGGCCAUGGCUCGUGGGUGCGAUUACCGAAACCGAGUGUGGAGGAGCCGCAUUCGGCUUCCACGAACCCACUUAAAUGGCCAGGAAUAGCGGUAAGGAUAGUUUGCAUGCCAUUCACGCCCGAAAGACGAAAGAAGUUGUAUACCAUCUCCAAAAAAUCCUACGAGGAUCAAAAAGAAGAUUUGGCAGACGAAGAUCCACCGCCAAGCAGUGGCAACCAAGAUGAGGGAACGGUUCAUUCAGCGAGCCAGGAAAUUGAGACCCAGAAAUCCACCAGAAAAGCCAGAAAUCCAGUAGAGCGAUUGAGGAUCAUGAGCUACAUCAGCCUGACACAUUUCUAUAUGUUUAUCGCUCUAUUGUUCUGCGGCAUACAUGUUGCUGCGUAA
Penicillium verhagenii is the source of this 1356-nucleotide messenger RNA. RefSeq lists its product as uncharacterized. The transcript has a single exon. The record is from RefSeq and is a predicted model, not a curated record. The coding region runs from base 1 to 1356 and encodes 451 amino acids. Lineage: Eukaryota; Fungi; Ascomycota; Eurotiomycetes; Eurotiales; Aspergillaceae.